Molecule: messenger RNA, 567 nt
Organism: Colletotrichum chrysophilum
Lineage: Eukaryota; Fungi; Ascomycota; Sordariomycetes; Glomerellales; Glomerellaceae
Exons: 2
Coding region: 1-567 (188 amino acids)
Source: RefSeq, a predicted model, not a curated record
AUGAACAAGACAGACAGUGCCACCGUCCUCGACCUUUCUGCAUGGCCUACGGCCGAGAAAUUCGUCUCUCGAUGCCGAGAAUUCCUAAGUGAAGUGCAGGACUUGACACCUGGGAAAGAUCUAGAAGAGAGACUGAACAGAGAAUAUGGCCCGGGGAAUAAGUUUUAUGAAGAUUUCUGCACCUAUAUAAAGCAGGGCCUAGUGGAGGGUUGGGUGGCCCAGACAGAGAUCGACGGGCCAAAGUACCGACGUGGCAAGAUAGCUCUCCCCUCAGAGGAAACGCGAUACUUUAGUAUCACGACUGUCUACAUGGAGAGUAAGGAAGAGUACACUGGGCAGUACCAUGCUCAUCCUUACGGGGAGAUCAACUGCGUUAUUCAGCUCGACGCCACCGCCGAGCUGAAGGGCAUGCAAGGUUGGCAGGGCGCAGGCUGGACGUCGCCAGGUCCCGGGACGCACCACUACCCCGAGGUCAGAAAGGGGGCUCUAGUUGCGUUAUUCUUCCUUCCAGCUGGCCGCAUCUCAUACAAUGCUACGCCAGGCAUGCCGCAGCCGUUGUCUACGUGA